CGGUCACAUCCGCCAUUUCGGUAGAGACUGGAAAGCCAUUGUUAUCUGGAAAUUUCGCCAUGGUGAAAGUAUCGAACAUAAAUUCGCCUAUUUAACCAGCCAUCUAUAUUUGAGGUCGUAGACUCGUAGAUAUAUAUCCUUAGAACAAGUAACGUCGACAAAAACGAUUUAAGGCGUUCGCUGUGCGCGUCAGAUUCCGUGAAUUUGUCCGGUUUCUCCUGUAGUGUGUGUUAGCUUAGCAGCAAGAAGACCGCAGGCUGUUUACCGAAGAUUGCAGCGGUUUUCGCCAUAGAAACUGAGUCUAGUUUUUAGAAAUAUUAAAUAAAUUCGGGACCUUUAAUAUUUUACAUCCUCUAUUAAAUCGCGACACUGUCCGCCGCUGCACAGGAUUCGGUGAAGAGUGAAGGAGAGAUGGCGAGCUCGGUGGGGAACGUGGCUGAUAGCACAGGGUUGGCAGAGCUGGCGCACCGGGAAUAUCAGUCGGGAGAUUUUGAGGCGGCAGAGCGCCACUGUAUGCAGCUGUGGAGGCAGGAGCCAGAUAAUACUGGCGUACUGCUGCUGCUCUCCUCCAUCCACUUCCAGUGUCGCAGGCUUGACAGGUCGGCCCACUUUAGCACUCUGGCCAUCAAGCAGAACCCCAUGCUGGCUGAGGCCUACUCUAACCUGGGCAACGUUUAUAAGGAACGGGGUCAACUACAGGAGGCCAUCGAGCACUACCGCCACGCACUCCGUCUCAAACCGGAUUUCAUCGAUGGAUACAUCAACCUGGCAGCAGCGCUGGUGGCAGCAGGGGACAUGGAGGGAGCAGUUCAAGCAUAUGUCUCCGCUCUCCAGUACAACCCUGAUCUCUAUUGUGUACGCAGUGACUUGGGUAACCUGCUUAAGGCGCUCGGGCGCCUUGAAGAGGCAAAGGCUUGUUACCUGAAAGCAAUUGAAACUCAGCCAAACUUCGCCGUGGCCUGGAGUAACCUGGGCUGCGUGUUCAACGCCCAGGGAGAGAUCUGGCUGGCCAUACAUCAUUUUGAGAAGGCGGUGACCCUGGACCCAAACUUUUUGGAUGCUUACAUCAACUUGGGCAACGUUCUGAAAGAGGCUCGUAUCUUUGACAGAGCUGUUGCUGGUUAUCUUCGUGCCCUCAGCUUGAGCCCUAACCAUGCUGUUGUCCAUGGAAACUUGGCUUGUGUGUACUACGAGCAGGGUUUGAUCGACCUGGCCAUUGACACCUACCGACGUGCCAUUGAGCUGCAGCCACACUUUCCUGAUGCAUACUGUAAUCUCGCUAAUGCACUGAAGGAGAAGGGCAAUGUUUCUGAAGCUGAGGAGUGUUACAACACUGCUCUGCGUCUGUGCCCGACUCAUGCCGACUCCCUCAACAACCUGGCCAACAUCAAGCGUGAGCAGGGCAACAUUGAGGAGGCUGUGCAGCUCUACAGGAAAGCACUGGAGGUUUUCCCUGAAUUUGCCGCCGCUCAUUCAAACCUGGCCAGUGUCCUGCAGCAGCAGGGGAAACUUCAGGAAGCUCUCAUGCACUAUAAGGAGGCCAUCAGAAUCAGCCCUACAUUUGCGGAUGCGUACUCCAACAUGGGCAACACUCUUAAAGAGAUGCAGGACGUUCAGGGGGCGCUGCAGUGCUACACUCGAGCCAUUCAGAUCAACCCCGCUUUUGCAGAUGCUCACAGUAACUUGGCUUCCAUACACAAGGAUUCUGGGAACAUUCCUGAGGCGAUUGCAUCUUAUCGCACUGCCCUGAAACUCAAGCCUGACUUCCCUGAUGCUUAUUGUAACCUGGCUCACUGUCUGCAGAUUGUAUGUGACUGGACCGACUAUGAUGAGCGUAUGAAGAAGCUGGUGAGCAUUGUGGCUGAUCAGCUGGAGAAGAACCGCCUGCCGUCCGUUCAUCCCCAUCACAGCAUGCUGUACCCCCUCUCUCACGGUUUCCGCAAGGCCAUUGCAGAGAGACAUGGCAAUUUGUGUCUGGAUAAGAUCAAUGCUCUUCACAAACCUGCAUAUGAGCAUCCAAAGGACCUGAAGGCCAGUGCAGGACGUUUGCGUGUGGGUUACGUCAGCUCAGAUUUCGGCAACCAUCCCACUUCUCACCUGAUGCAGUCCAUUCCUGGCAUGCACAACUCUGAGAAGUUUGAGGUGUUCUGCUAUGCUCUCAGCCCUGAUGACAGCACCAACUUCAGAGUUAAAGUCAUGGCAGAGACUCAUCACUUCAUCGACCUCUCACAGAUCCCCUGUAAUGGAAAAGCAGCAGACAGGAUCCAUCAAGAUGGAGUCCACAUCCUGGUCAAUAUGAAUGGUUAUACUAAAGGAGCACGCAAUGAGCUGUUCGCUUUGCGCCCAGCACCCAUUCAGGCAAUGUGGCUUGGAUACCCAGGCACCAGUGGAGCUCCGUUCAUGGACUACAUCAUCAGCGAUAAGGAGACGUCACCCAUUGAGGUUGCCGAGCAGUACUCUGAGAAACUGGCCUACAUGCCCAACACUUUCUUCAUUGGAGAUCAUGCUAACAUGUUCCCUCACCUCAAGAAAAAGGCAGUGAUAGACUUCAAGUCAAAUGGGCACAUUUUUGACAAUCGCAUUGUGCUGAAUGGCAUCGAUCUGAAAGCCUUUCUGGAAAGCCUGCCGGAUGUCAAAGUUGUGAAGAUGGAAUGUGAUGGUCAAGAGGUGCCUGACAGUAACGGUGCCCUCUCCAUGCCCGUUAUCCCUAUGAACACGGCUGCUGAGGCCAUCAUUAACAUGAUCAACCAAGGCCAGAUCCAGGUCACCAUCAACGGCUUUACCGUCAGCAACGGCCUGGCCACCACUCAGAUUAACAACAAGGCAGCAACAGGAGAAGAAGUUCCCAGAACGAUUGUGGUGACCACCCGCUCUCAAUAUGGCCUCCCUGAAGACUCCAUUGUCUACUGCAACUUCAACCAGCUCUAUAAGAUUGACCCUCCCACCCUGCAGAUGUGGGCCAAUAUCCUGAAGCGUGUGCCCAACAGCGUGCUCUGGCUGUUGCGCUUCCCGGCCGUGGGUGAACCCAACAUCCAGCAGUACGCUCAGAACCUAGGCCUGCCUGCCUCUCGCAUCAUCUUCUCCCCGGUGGCUCCCAAGGAGGAGCAUGUACGACGUGGACAGUUGGCUGACGUGUGCCUGGACACCCCGCUCUGUAACGGCCACACCACGGGCAUGGAUGUGCUGUGGGCUGGUACACCCAUGGUUACGAUGCCAGGAGAGACGCUGGCUUCACGUGUGGCCGCCUCUCAGCUCACCUGUCUCGGCUGUCCUGAACUCAUCGCUCAGAGCCGUCAGGAGUAUGAAGAUGUUGCUGUGAAGCUUGGCACUGAUAUGGAAUUCCUGAAGAAGGUCCGCUCCCGCGUCUGGAAGCAGCGCAUCUGCAGCCCACUCUUCAACACCAAACAGUACACCAUGGACCUGGAGAGACUCUACCUGCAGAUGUGGGAGCAUCACGCUGCUGGAGGCAAACCUGACCACCUGGUCAAAGUGCAGUCUCUAGAGAGCAGCGAGAGCUCCUAAGUUGGGCUCGUCAUUGCAUGCCCCCCCCCCUCAUGUGUCAGUCACAGAGACUCUAUGGAGCCUACAGGUGAGCACCGUCACUAUGAUCCCAUGAGCCGGAGUGGACGGCUGGACGCACAAAGCUGCCCCCUUUCCCAUCGUCUGACGGAUUUGAUGUUUGUUGGCUACACUGAUUUUGUUUUGUUUGUUUUUCUGCUUCUAAAAGACUUUCCUGUAAUUGAAGUGGACUUUCUGAAAAAGUGGAUAACGGGGUCUAAAAUGCAAAACGACAUGGAAAUAAUCCUGAAAAUGUAACCGUAAAAUAAUCAGCACAGAUAGGGUCUUUUUUUUUAGUUAGGUUAUGUGCUUCUUGACCUAUUUUAGCUUUCUGUCCUCAUGACCUAAACCUGGGUGACGGAUGCAUACCUCGGAUCAUCCCAAACGAAUGCCAACGUUGUUUCCGUAUGCUGUCAAUAGAAAAUAAUUCCUCUUUGUUUUUGAAAACAUGCUAUGUGAACAUGCUAAACAGAGGAGUGUCUUAUUACACACUGACAAAAGGCCUGCAAACUGCUCAAAUGUUGACUCCUGAUUUUUUCUUUAUUUUUUUUAUGGUUUUACCAGGAAAGGUGUAGGUAAGUAUGUGGUUUUGUACACUGUCUUCCUAUUAACGCGUUUUAUUUAUGCUCUGUCAGUGUCGAUUCUGCAAGGCUCUUUACAUAAACUGAAAUAAAGAGAAGUGGCAAACCUUGAAGAGAGUUGCACAUACUUUGUUUUUUCAUUUUUUUUCUUCCGUUCCUUUUAGGAGCCAACACAUAAUGGAACUAACAAUAGUAACAUACUGGUUAUUGUGAUCUAUAUUGCUGUUACGCUGUUGCUGACUGAACUGUGAUGUGCACCCAUUGUAAAUUUGAUCGCUGUAUUCAGUUUAGUUCAAUAAAGAAAUGCUAAAAUUGUUUCUACA
Molecule: messenger RNA, 4462 nt
Organism: Ctenopharyngodon idella (grass carp)
Lineage: Eukaryota; Metazoa; Chordata; Actinopteri; Cypriniformes; Xenocyprididae
Gene: ogt.1
Product: O-linked N-acetylglucosamine (GlcNAc) transferase, tandem duplicate 1
Biological process (GO): protein O-linked glycosylation
Molecular function (GO): protein N-acetylglucosaminyltransferase activity; protein binding
Source: RefSeq, a predicted model, not a curated record